UAUUAAUAAAAGAGAGGGGAUACAAAUCGAACGAUAAUCUGUUUAUUUCACUUGUUCAUGACAUAAGCAAACAUUAUAAGAAAGUAAAUACGUAAAUAGUGAUUUGAAAUAUUGACGCAUUAUAAGGUAGCGUUUUGUUAAAUUAUACGAAAGGACGGAGUAAUUUUACUAUAUUAUACAAUUAAGUGAUGGCAAGUUUAUCAGCAAAAAGAAGUUACGAAGACGAUGAUAGUACACCCAAUGUCAAAGAGAGAAAAAAACAUCAUACUGAUUUGUACUUAACCUAUGAUGAUUUACGACUUGUAUUUAAAUAUUUGAAUUGGGCAGAUCUUUUGAAUGCGUCAAUGGUUUGCAGGUCAUGGUUAGAAGUGGCAAACGAUGAGAAACGAACUAGGGGAGGUCCUACCACUUUUAUGAACAUUGGUAGAAGAUAUAUGUCAUCUAUAGAAAAAUUACGGGACAAACCAGCAGUAGGAUUAGUUUUUAAAGGUAUACAUAAAUCAAGCAUUAGGCAAGAUUGCCUUUGUCGAGUUCUUCCACGAAGUUGUGAAAUUGUAACACUGUCCACAUUUGGUAUACUUAUGGAAAAUGCAGAAAUGGAAAGAGCUCUUCAGAAAAGAGUAUAUGCAUUUCUACCUGAAAUACCUGAUGUAACAAUGAAAGUAAUUACAGUUGUUUCACGAAAUGAUUAUACACAGUAUUAUCAACAAAUGAAACUAGCUUUUUUCAAAGAUAAAACUGAUAGAUCUAAAUGCCUUCUACUAUUUUGUAAUCAAGCAGGUCGUACCCUAGCACAGAGAACUGCAAGGGUAUUACGAAUAUGUGGAGGAGUUACACCUUCUGUAUGGGGAGGAGUAGUCAAGGAUUUAUAUGUGUGUAAUUCAAAAAAUAUUGAUCAUGACGAGAGAUGCUUUUCAUAUGCAUUUUGUGUUGGAAUUGUUAUAGUUGGAGCAAUAGAUUCAUGGUCUAUAGUUAUAGAUGAAGAUUGCAACACUAAAGAACUAGUUGAACAGAAGUUGGAAUCAUUUAAGAAUCAUGUUUCAUUAAGAAAACAUUCCAUAGGUUACAUGUUUGCGUGUUGUGAACGUGGAACAAAUAUGUUUGAUGAAACGGAUGUAGAAUCUACUAUAUUCAAAAAGCUGUUUCCAGAGGUACCAUUGGUAGGCUGUUUCGGUGACGGAGAAUUUGGAGAAAAUACGGUACCAAAUUAUAAUUUUAGCUUGGGAGAAGACUACUGGUACCAUGAAAGGUCUACUGUAUUUUUAAUAAUUACAUAUGGCCAAAAGUUGACUUGAAUCUAUAAUGAAGAAAUCUGAACUAUCAAUUAAAUUAAUAUCAGACUAUAUUUGGUAAAUGUUAAGUGACUAAUUGUAACAUAAAAAAUCAAUAAUGGUGGUUUAAAAAUAUAUGUUACAUAAUAAUGUAUCUUAAUAUAUUUUAUGUUCAUACAGA
Molecule: messenger RNA, 1452 nt
Organism: Bombus huntii
Lineage: Eukaryota; Metazoa; Arthropoda; Insecta; Hymenoptera; Apidae
Product: F-box only protein 22-like
Exons: 5
Coding region: 189-1295 (368 amino acids)
Biological process (GO): protein polyubiquitination; positive regulation of proteasomal ubiquitin-dependent protein catabolic process
Molecular function (GO): protein binding
Source: RefSeq, a predicted model, not a curated record